AUGGCCUCGGAACACACGGUAACCAAGGUUUUGUUGGAAUGGAUCAACAGCUUCUCCCUGGGCAAAACACUGCGGGCCACGGAUGAAUUGACGGACGGCAUUAUCUUAUGGGAGAUCCUGCAGGAUAUCGACCCGCAGUACUUCCUCGAUGAGAUCCCCGAACGCGAACCGGCGGACCACUGGGUCGCCAAAUGGCAGAACUUGAAGCAUAUCCACAAGCUGCUGCUUAACUAUAUUCGACACCAGAACGAUGACACCAUUCCGUCCGGUCUGGACCCGUCCCCGGAUCUCGAAGCUGUCGCCGAGAAAGCAUCGCCGAAGGAAACCAACAAAUUGCUGAAACUUCUUCUGAUCGCCGCCAUUAGCUCUCCCAACGCGGAAACUUACGUGCUGACCCUCCAGAAGCUGAGCACGUCGACCCAAGAAGGCCUAAAGGAUAUCAUUGAAGAGGCACACAACGGUCAACACGAGCCUCUAGACGGGGCCGAUGACCUUCCGGAGGAGAGUUCUACACGCGAUCGACCCGUCGAUUUGGAACUCCAGUUCGAGGAGCGCGUUGGAAAGGUGCUCGCGGAAAACGAUCGCCUCACCCACGAGAAGAAAGAGCUGGAGAAGGCAUUGGAGGAUUUGCAUAACCGCUUGGCGCGUCUGCAAGAGAACAAUGACACUCUUCAGAACCGGUUGGCUUCGACCGAAGACCGCCUGGUGACCCUGAAAUCCGGAAAGGGCGAUCUUGGAUUCAAUGCGAAGGCAUUAGAGAGCAAAACUCGUCAGCAGGAUGAUCUGAUCGCAUCGCAGGAGGCAAAGCUGAGCGCCGCCCAAGAUGAAAUUGACAGCCUUCGGAUGACAGUGGAAUCCUUGAAGGUCAAAAAUCAGCGCUAUCAAAAGCUACAGGAUGAUUAUGACGAGCUGCGAACUGAUAGAGAUCAGCUGGCGCGCAAAGCAAAUGCAGCAGAGAAGUACCGUCAAAAACUCCAAGCCAGCCAGGAUUUCGAGAAAGAGAACCAGACUCUCAAGAACCAGAUUAAGGAUAUUCAGCAACAGCUUAAGGAGUCGGACUCGCAGCAACGGUGGUCCUCAGAGCGUGAUGUGGAACUGGAGGAGUAUCGCAAGCUUCUGCCACGUAUCGAGCAGGAGUGCAAUGAAAUUCAAAACCUCAAGAAGCAGCUUGAAUUCAACAACCACGCACUUACCGAGCGUCUCGAGAGUGCAGACGAGCAGCAUGAGAGAGAUGAUGCAUUGAUUAGCGAGCUUCGCGAGCGCCUGCGGGAGCUGGAAGGUUUGCCUGGCAGUCCAUCUCCUGGCUCGGACACGCCCAAGAUGCAGGGUAACUUGCAGAAAGACUUCGAGGCGAUUGGCAUGCGCGAGUCCCAACUCACAUUGAAGAAGAUUGCAGAGGUUCAAGAUACAUUGGAAUCUACCAAAAAGGAUUUGUCUGAUGCUCAGACUCAAAGUCAGUCUUUUCGGUCCAAUACCUGGCGAGAUAGAGACCAAUCUGCUAAUCAAGUUCAAGUCUCUCUUAUUAGCACCGAGAAGGCCGAUGUCUUGCACGAGCUUGAGGAACAUAACUCGGCCGAAUUGGUUAAACUCCGCGGCGACUGGGAUACUCUUACUCAGAAUGUGCACCACUUGGAGGCCGAAGUCGACGCUAGUCAGACACUAGUCCGCGAAGUGUGCGCUGAACGAGAGGAGCUGCGCAAGAUGCUCGACACCAAACAAAAUGAGAUCAGUGUAGAGGACCAAGAGGUCAUGAAAGAGAUGCAGAUGCUUCUGGGCGAGUUCGAAACCCAUAACAGCGAGGGCAGCGACACUUCUCAGAAGUCGAGCUUUGAGCUUCUCAAACAGUGCGCUGGUGUCUUGGAAAAGAAUGUCGAGCGGUUGGCUCAGCGAGCAGAGUAUAUCCAGCAGCAGAAUGAUCUCAUCAAGUCACUGCGGGAGAGCAUGAAGAACUACGAAGAGAACUUGGAUGACGGAAUUCCCAAAGAGCGUGAGAUGGAGCUUCAAAGAACAAUUGACGACCAAGCUCGUGAACUCAAGCUCGUCAGCUCGGCCUGGUAUCAGCUCCAGAGCCGGUGGCAAAAUAACAAUAUGACCGUCUCGCGAUACCGACAUGGGGCUAACAUGGCGGAUCCUCGGGGCUGGCUAGCCAAGCAACGCAGCGUAGUUGCCGGUCAAUAA
Penicillium macrosclerotiorum is the source of this 2178-nucleotide messenger RNA. RefSeq names its product putative microtubule binding protein HOOK3. Bases 1 to 2178 code for a protein of 725 amino acids. The record is from RefSeq and is a predicted model, not a curated record. The transcript has 4 exons. Gene Ontology annotation, cellular component: cytoplasm; centrosome. Gene Ontology annotation, molecular function: dynein light intermediate chain binding; microtubule binding. NCBI's taxonomy places the organism in Eukaryota, Fungi, Ascomycota, Eurotiomycetes, Eurotiales, Aspergillaceae. Gene Ontology annotation, biological process: cytoskeleton-dependent intracellular transport; cytoplasmic microtubule organization.